Messenger RNA from Ilex paraguariensis (yerba mate), 5683 nucleotides. NCBI's taxonomy places the organism in Eukaryota, Viridiplantae, Streptophyta, Magnoliopsida, Aquifoliales, Aquifoliaceae. The record is from the annotation of a GenBank genome assembly.
GGGGGGGGGGUGUAAUUAAUGCAUUUUUUUUUUCAAAAUUAUCUUUAUAUAACACUAAUAAACUGCAAGGGAAAUCUGAUGUAACCUGGCUCUUCACCGUUGUCGAACACUUGGCAUGAAAAUAAAAGGCAGAAAUCCGUAAAUAUACAAACAGUUCGACUACUGAUUUCAUCAACUAAUUCAUGUAUUGUAUGAGCACAUAUGAGAAGAAAAUGUGAAACUUGCGAUCUGUCGUAGCAUUUUCAUCUAACAUAUCUCCCCUUCUUAAUUGAAUUUUCGACUCAUUCCUUUUUUGGCAGCCUAUGGGAAGGAAAAAAAGAUAGAAAAAAGACAGAAGGAGGAAAGACCUUUUGAAAGAAUCAGGAAAUGGGGGAAAAACCCUAUAAUGGAUUCAAGGAGAUUAGAGAGAAGUAAAAAUGGGAUAAACUUGGAACCCUCUUGGAGCCUUCCAUCUCCAUGGAGAAGAAAGGGAUAAGGAAAAGGAGUUCCGAUAGAAAAGAUGGGAUAACAAAAGGCACAAAGGAUAAAGGAAAGGAAGAAGGGAGAUAGACAGGCAAUCGCUUAUUCAAACAUUCUGAAAUCCCACAUCUCAAGGACUUCAACUCGUAUGGCAGCUUCUUGGCACCUUAUAGCAUCUCUAAAACCCUACCCUUCACACAAUAUAAUACCAUAUAAGGCCUUUAGAUUCAGUCUUGGACACUCAAAUCUAUACACUAAAACCAAAAAUACAGCAAGCUUAUUUAUCCAAACUAUUCUGGAACUCUAAUAACUAACCUGUGGUGUUAUUAUUUUUCGUCUGUGAAGCCACAUCACAUCAAACCUCUUGUUGGAGAGAACUGUUCCUUGUGUUUAUCAAGAGAGUGAAGCAUCAAAGUAUCUUGUGACAUUGGAGAAUCUGAUGCUCUAAUACGAAACUAAUGUAACCUGGGUCUUAACAGCUGAUCAAACUUGAAAUUGAAUAUGAAAAGAAAAUGCAACACCUGAGAUCUCUUAGAAAUUUCAUCAAAUAUUUGCUGGACAGCUUUACUUCGAACACUGUUUAGGCAAACUCGGUUGUUUUUCUAAGAGCUUUUUUCAAACACUUGUAGGGCAGAAUUUUCUUAGGAAUUACUACCUUUUUUGGUAGAAUAUGAGAACGAACAAAGGAUAGACCAAAGCGGGAAGAAGGAUAAGUGAAGGAACGCUUGAAAGAAUGAAGAAUGGGGGAAAGCCUAGAAUCCUUUAGGGGUCUUGAAUCCACAUGAGAGUGUAGAGAGAAGUAAAGAAAUUGGAGAAAUCUAGAAUCUUCUAGGAGCCUUGAAUCCAGAAAAGGUUAAGGAAAUGGAGUUCCAACUACAGAGAGAUGAGAACAGAGUACAAAGAAGGAGAUAACAAAAGGCACAAGGGAUAUAUGAAAGGAAGGAGAGAUAGAGAGCCAAAGGUUCACUCAAACAUUCCAAGAUCUCUUGAGGGUUUCAACUUUCAACUGGUGUUGCAGUUUUGAGGCACCUUUAUUGCAUUUCCAAAAAACCCCAUCAAUAUGUUAAACUUGCAAGAUGACUUCGAAACCGAUAUUAAUGCCCUACAAAGCCCUCAAAAUACAAACUCUUGGACCCCGAAAUCCACACUAAAAUUGAAAACAUAGUAAGCUUGUUUAAACAAAUUGUGCGGGAAAAAAAAUUGACAAUCAUUGAACAAUAAAGAAUUUUGAAGUUAGGCCCCUGGUCUGCGGAUAUCAACUUGUCCAUGAACUACAAAACCAACAAAAGGUUAGAGAUCCCUCAAGCAUUGAGCCUGGGGAAGGCUCUCCGAUGUUGAAGCCAAUAUUGUGAUCAAUACAAUAGCCUUCCCUUAAUCCCUUAUUUGUCGGAAGUAUAGACAUAUCUUACACGUAAAGAAGUCAUGUCUAAUUUGUUGACGGUGCAUCAUAACUUGUAAAUAAAGUUGUUAUCUUUGGGUGGUAAAGUGCGCAACAUUUAAUUGAAAGUUGUAGACAUUAGUUUUUGACUUUGAUUUCUCUUGAAAUGUUUUUGGUUUGUUACUGGAGAGUGUGCUUCCAAUUGGUGAAUCAGAUGGUGGCUGCAAAGUGCUGUCCCAUGUUGACACGAUGAUGAUAGAUGAUGGACCCCACAUGUGAUGCUUGCAUUUCUGGUGAAAAAAUGUGUCCUUCCAGUUGCCCCCAACUUCUAUAUCCUUCGUAGGACUCAUGAAGUGCAAGCUACUUAGAAUAUCCCUGUCUUCUGUGGUGAGAUACAACUAAGGUGAGAUGAUUGCAGAAAGCUUUGAGAGGAGAUGAACACUCAAAUGCAAUGUAUAACAAGUGAGGACAAAGCCCGAAUAUACUAGCUUUCCCCCAGGCAGAAUACCCCCGGUUAAUGAGUAAGGCUUGGUGAGUUUACAAACAAUGAUAGGAUUCUUAGAAUCCUAAUAACCAAGAGAAACCGAAGUCAAGAAGUAAGGCCUGUGACUUUCAAUUAAAUGCCGCGCUCUUAACUAUGCAAAGACAACAACUUCAUAGACAAGUGAUGCCCCCCCAUCAACCAAGUGCAUAUGAGUGCUUCACUGGUAAGAUGUGCCUAUGUUUUCUAUAAGUAGGGUGUUGAAAGCUUAUAGUAGGGGAGGAUCAAGUUGAGCACCCUGCUCUGUAUUGUACACUCAACCCACUUCUGAUUGUAUAAUUGCUUAUGAUAUAUUGACCACCAUAUUGACUUAAGUAUUAGAGUACCUUUACUCAGUUCAACCUCAAGGGGACCGCCAACAUUUUAUCAGUUUUACAGUUGAUGGACAGGCUGGUAUCCAAAGACUAUGAGCUUCACUUCAACAUUUUUUGUUGUUGAUUCAACAAUUGCUGGAUUUUUUUUUUCGGUGCAACACUAGUUGUGUUUUAUCACAAAAGCAUGGAUAUCUGUAGUAGCUUUUACCCCCUCCUGUGUACUACGAAGGAAAUGAAAGUUGGGGGACAAUUGGAGGGACAUAUUUUUACCAAGAAUGGGACUCACCAAUUACAUCGAUAUGAAAAAUUGAUGAGACUACUUGGGUGAUAAAAUGAAGGCAAGUUACCAUCAUGGGCCCCAUAAUAUCAAAUGUAAAAAUGGUUAGUUUGCGCACUCAGCUACAUAUUUUGGCACACAAUUCAGUGAGGACUUAGCUUUUUCGUGACAAGAAAUAGGCAUACCAAGUCAGUCUUUCAUAUUGAAGCUGAAUAUUGCAGCCUUUAUGCAUUUGGCCAAACAAAGCAAUUAACUUUCGCUGCUAGUCAAGUCGCACAUUCAGCCAAUCGAAAACAAGAACUUUGUAAAGUGAUGUCAAACUCUUCUAUAGAGGUAGGGGUGGCCUAGGUAUAUAUACCUCGUUCUAAACUGUACACUAUUGAUUAUUUUCCUUGCUUCAUACACAUGCAAUAUUAACUUAAACAUCUAACAUUUGGGGUUGAUAUCUGAGGAUUAGGGGCUCACUUCAACAUUCUUUCUUGUCGACUCAAUGAUUGUUGGAUUUUUUCCAUGCACAAACUAUUCUAGAAUUCUACUAACUAACAUGUGGCGUCAUUAUUUUUUUUUUCUACAGAACUGCAACACACCCAAAUGGUAGUGGGGACUGUAUCUAGAAAAUCUGUAAAAAUGAAAAAGGUGCUUAAUAUGUCUGAAAGAUACCCUUGCAAAAUGAGUGGCGGUGUGUGAUUUGUGAUAAAAUGUUGGGGCUUAUAAGAAAAAUUAUCCGAGAUGAUUGAUAAAACAAAGUGAAAAACUGGACUACCUAUAUGGUAAAAUCAAGGCAUAGACUCCUUGAAAUAGCUAAAACAAGUUGGUGAGAAAUUAGAGAAACUAUGAACAAUAAAGUAUGGCGAGCCUUUUCGUUGUAAGUCUCUAUAGCACACACCAAGCAUUUUUGGAAGGUUUUUUAUGAGUCUGUUUAUGAAAAAUUUCCUAUUGGUUUACUUGAAAUGUUUGAACAACUGUUCUAAGCUUCCGACCAAAGGACGAGUUUUCUGGAAGCAAUCCCCCGCCCAUCCUUAAGAGCUACAUAUAGCCUAUGACAUGAGUACUUAUCUUGCAUUGAGCCAUUUCAGACUUACAUACUCCACGCAUAGGUGAUGUUACCUCCACGACACAUACACAGGGCCUUAGCUAGUAGAUGAAAAUCUUAUAAAAUGAUGUAUUGGUCUAUCAAUAAUUGCAUUCAUUUCAUGGCAAAUCCUUAGAAGUGUCUUGUUCAGUGUUUAUCAACCUGAAUGAUGAAUAGGUGGGAAAAAGUUUCUAUCCGGCUCAUUUAACUUUCUACUUGUACUUUCCAGAAAAAAAAACUGUCUACUUGUCUUCUUUGAUUAUGAAAGUGAAACAAUCUUCUGUUACUUUUGAAUGCAUCUUCCAUUCGAUUGAUGUAUUCUAGGUCAAGUAUGUUAAGAAACUUAUUUUUUUGGGUAAAAUGUUAAGGAACUUAAAACAUAUAAUAUUAGGGUGAUAGAUAAUUAGGUACUCUGUGAGAUCUCUUGCUGCUAAAUGGGCGACCGGCAACACUAAGAGAGGGAAAUUAGUGUGAAUACAAAUCCAUAUAGCUAGUGAUAAUUCAAUCCGAUGGUUAAGUUUGGCUUAACAAGUGGGGGAUAAAGUGUUGGUUAUAUUGCUUGAUCAAACGGCACAACUUGAAAAACUUAAUUAGGAAUGUCACCUUCUGCAUGCAUGCACAAUCUUUCAGAUGUUAAUGCAACUCAUAAGUCAAUUUAGGAGGAAAUGUGGAAAAAAAAUAUAUCAACUUCAACGUGCAUAAAUAGCAAAUAGAAUAAGCAGUUUUAUUCCUUCCAGAAUCAAAAGAGGAGUUGGUCAACCUUUUGAGGUUUGUUAGUUUGUUGCAAGUAGAUUAUUAGUGGUGGUAAAAGUCAAAUGGGGGCCAAUCUUUGCAUUUAAAAUUAGCCCGGGAAAUUUCGAGGGGAACCACUGUUACCUCUGUUCAAUAUUCACAUGAAAGUUUGGUGAAUAUUUGUUUUAUUUUCUUUCGAAUGUUGGAAGCAGACAUGAUACAUUGCCAUUUGAAGCUCACCACGCCUGCUCUGAUUUUAAGAAUCUGAUUACAUGGCUGAAAUGGCAGCACCUUUACCUGCUUACAAACUUGGGUUCCGUUUCAUACCUGGUUUAACUUUUUAUGUUACAUAGAUCUCCAUAUAUAAUAGUAUAACUGAUGCUAUCAAAUCUGCUGUCUGCAUCUUGUUGAACAAAGGUUUCCAGCUUGUCAUUAUGCUACAAUUAAAUAGUGGAUGAAUUUUCUGGUUAUUCCACGAGCAGUUCUAAACACAUAACAAAACCAUUCAUGCUUAAAAUAGUUUUGCUCUGCAUCACUUGGUUGAAUAUCGUAUUUUUUUCACUGCUGGAUACAUGGUGUCUAAAUCUAAUUCCAUCUAUGUAGAAUGGACAAAGGAGAGACCCUGAAGGCAUCUUAUGUUCACACUGUCAGUCCCGUGAGUGGAACUGAAGUUGCUGCCGAAAUGACGCACAGUUUUUCAUCUUAUCAAAACAGUUUUAGCUUUGGAAGUGCCCAUGCUGUUGAUCCUUUAACUGUGGUGAAAACGCGAUUCUCUGAUGACGGGAAGAUUGCAAUGCUAUGCCAACGGGAAUGGAGGCCCAAGUCUCUGAUAACUUUUUCGUCUGAGUAUGACUCAAAAUCCAUCAAUUCAACCCCCAAAUUUGGUCUUGCUCUUGCGCUUAAGCCCUGA